Molecule: messenger RNA, 1339 nt
Organism: Trichobilharzia regenti
Lineage: Eukaryota; Metazoa; Platyhelminthes; Trematoda; Strigeidida; Schistosomatidae
Source: the annotation of a GenBank genome assembly
UUUUUUUUUGGCGGCCUGUUUGACACCUGGGCUACCUUUUCGUGCAUCUACAUAUUGCAUCUAAUACAUCAUGUUUUCAUUCUUAAUUUUAAUAAAAUGUGAUCACGAAUCGUAUAAAAUACAGUAGUUCAUCCACUAAACAUUUAAAACCAUAUGACUUUCAUGCAUCUAAUAAAACUAAGACCUUAUUGAUUGUAUAACAGUUAAAUGCCGUCCGAAAUACUUAUCCAAGUUUAAAUACGUCUUCAUCUCAAACAUUUAUGUUACUCCUGGCUGUUCUGCCUCGGAUCUAUCGGAUUUUGCUGACGAAUCCACUGAAUUCGCCGUUACACAUCUUGAAAACUCUUUAUCAGUUGUCACUGGAGAUUUCAAUUGCUGUGAUUGUUCUUUCCUUGUAUCAUUAGGUCAUGUCAAUAUUGUUAAAUUUCCUACUCGACUUGAUAAACUCUGGAUCUAGUGUUUAAUAAUGAUGAGGAAAUAUAUGAAUCACGGAGACGAGCUCCUAUAAUGAACUCGGGUCAUUGUAUUAUCCGGAUAUUACCUAAGAUAUACAGCAGAUCUCACUUUAAUAUCUUCUCAAAUCUGUCCAGGGAAACACAGCAAAGGUGUUACUCACAGGAAAAUAUACUCAAACGAAGAUGUAUGCUAAAUGACACAAACUGGGAACUUUUCAACGAACACACACUGGAUGAUACUAUUUCCAAUUUGACUGACUAUCCUAAAUUCUGCCUUGAUAUAUGCUGUCCAAAACAGAUACUCUCCAAAAGAAUGAACUGUUUCACUUCCCCUCAUCUCAAAAAGCUUCGAAGAGAAAAAGAGAAACUGUACAAGACAAAGAAUAAAUCUGGUCUUAGGAAGAUAAACAUCCAAAUUAAAUCUGAAAUCAAGAGACUAAACAAUAUUUAUGAUCAAACAAUACUCUCGUGUAAAUCUUCAGAAAACAUAUGGAAGCUUUUCAGAGAAAUUAUAGGUAGUGGCCAACGGGCACUGGACAAGCAGCAAACAAAGCACGAGAUCCAACGAACGACAUCAAGGAAGCGAUGUACAGACAGACCAGUAGGCACUCCACAAAGCCGCUCGGAAGAGUUUUUUUCACCCUUAAGGGAACCACCGAGGUUUUUACUUCCGGUUGGUUCUGUCUUAGGGGGAGUGAGCUGUAGCGGUAAAUACUUCCCCAAAAUUAUUGACCACACCCAUCAUCACUGAACAUUGGAUGCUGACCCUUAUUGAUUAAGUCGACUUGUUUAGCUGAAAGCUUCCGGUCAAGCAUCCUCGCCAUUUGGUACUCCAUCGUGUCACGUUCGUGCAGGAUCACUAGCCAGCUUAGCUUCCGCUUCAG